Molecule: messenger RNA, 1197 nt
Organism: Prunus persica (peach)
Lineage: Eukaryota; Viridiplantae; Streptophyta; Magnoliopsida; Rosales; Rosaceae
Product: histone H2A.Z-specific chaperone CHZ1
Exons: 2
Coding region: 267-842 (191 amino acids)
Source: RefSeq, a predicted model, not a curated record
AGAAAUAAAAAAAAUAACAAUAACAAUAAGUAAAGCCCUAACAAGGAGAGCCUAAGAAGGGGUAGGAGUAAUUGAAACCGAGUUCAAUACCGUGGUGCCGCAGACGGCAAACCUACUCUCAUACGAAUUAAGAUCCUCCCAACUAUUCUUGAGGCGUUAUAAAACUCGGAAACCCUAACUCAGCAUCCCAAGGGCUCCGAUUUCUCUCUGUCUUUCUGUUUCUCUAUUACCCUCACACUAAAGCACAGUCCUUUUGCAGUUCACUCAUGGCCGAAACUAAUAACCUAGGCGAACCCACAUUUCCCGUGAAGCGUAAACCCGAUCUCAGCUGCGAGGACCAGGCCGACUACCCUAAGAAAACCCAUAAGCUUGAAGUUUCUGAUAUUAGUUCGUCGCUUGCUGAAGGAAAAACUCAAGACCCAGAAAAUUUCGACCAGAAUUCCUCGGUGGCCGAAGAGAUAAACGAUAAAUUUGAAGCCAAUGCAGACCCUGAAGACGAAGAAGAUUUCGUAGAAGACGACGACGAAGAUGAAGACGGUGAAAAGUCUAAUGGGAAGGCUGAGGUGGAUCGCAAGGGAAAGGGGAUUAUGAGAGAUGACAAGGGCAAAGGGAAACUGAUAGAAGAAGAUGACGAUGACAGUGACGACGAUUCAAGCGAUGGUGGUAGCGAAUUCGAAGAUGGCGAUAGUGAUUUAUCGGAUGAUCCUCUUGCGGAGGUCGAUUUGCAUAACAUUCUUCCUUCGAGGACUCGGAGACGGCAGGUUCAGCCUGGGGUUUACAUGGCUAAUGAUAUUGGAAACGACGAAGAAGAUGAUAGUGAUGACAGCGAUACUCUGAGUUGAGGAAGUGGACGGAGGAGAACUGAAAAAGGCAAAAAGCAAAAGUCUGAUCUAAUGAUGCUCGCUGGCAGCAAUUGGCACCCGAUGCCACAAAAAUUAUAACGCUCCCUAAAAACCUCAGCCCAUGUAUGUACGUACUUCUUCUACUGCUAGUAGUAGUCGUACUGCACAGCACAGCACUGUUGCUUUGCUUUUAUGCUUUUAUGCUUUAUGCUUUUAUAAAUAAAAAAAGCUAAAAGCCAGCCUCAACACAAAGAUCACAUGCAUCGCAUUCGCAACUAAAUAUAAGUUUCAAUUGGUUAUGUUAUGUAAUUAUAUUAUGGUGGUUUAAAUAAAAAAAGUAUGCAUCGUCCCUCUA